Molecule: messenger RNA, 478 nt
Organism: Staurois parvus
Lineage: Eukaryota; Metazoa; Chordata; Amphibia; Anura; Ranidae
Source: the annotation of a GenBank genome assembly
AUGGGCCCCAGUACCGCCUCCUCAUGCUGCUGCCAGGCCCGUAAUCUGCCAUGGGCCCCCGUACCAACUCCUCAUGCUGCUGCCAGGCCCGUAAUCUGUCAUGGGCCCCUGUACCGCCUCCUCAUGCUGCUGCUGCCAGGUCCAGAGUGUGUCAUGGGUCCCUGUACGGCCUCCCAUUGCUGCUGUCUCCAUCGCCACACUCUGCCAUGUGCCACUUUCAGGUCUCCUCACACUGCUGGUGGUUUCCAUUUUUGUCAUAGGGUGCUGUAUGGCCUCCCAUUGCUGCUGCCUCCACCGCCACACUGUGGCUCCACACUCUGGUUUUGGCCCCGUGACUGCCCAAAUGAGUGAAGUGUGCGGUGAUUCUAAGAUCGACGGCACUCAUCUGCAUGUCAUACUGACUGUCAGUAUUAUUUCUCUUCCCCAGCAGACUCCAAGGGCAUUUAAAUUAAAGGUACAGUGUUCUUCACUAAUAUAA